AUGGCAUUUGCUAUUAAUUCAAAUGAAAGAUCUGUACCUUGGUAUAGUAAGAAUGAAUUUUUUGAAGUAUUUUCUUGGCUAAUUGAUUCUGAAUUAAAUUCGAAACACUUGGCACUUAACAGACUAAAGAUAUGGGAAGAAAGAAGCCAUGGGAUUACAAAGCAAUGCCCAAUUGCGGUAAUUAGUACUUCAUAUAUUUUACAUGCAAUGCUUCAAGAUAGAAUAUGGGAUUGGAGUUUUAUUAGCGAAGGAGUUAAAUCUGGGUGUUUAAAUGAAAAUUUCAAAAUUUUAGUGGAAAAUCUUUCAAAUGGAGAAAUGAAAACUUACCAGAAAAAUAUUAUUGACGGAGAUGGAGCUUCAGAUAUUUAUUAUUCCGGCAUAUCUCUCUCUAUUCAGAAUCAAUAUUGUAUGACAAUCAUACGAAUAAUCAAUUUAUUUGUGGAUCAAUGCCAAUUACAAUUUUACGCUAGAUCAAUAAGUGCUAUAUCAGCUGAAUUGGGAAUUCCUCAAAUUUUGGUAGAAAUAAGGCAUCAGGCAACGCAUGGCUCUGAGCUACCUUCUUUGGAAAUUUGUAGAGUAGGUGGAAUUUUGAUAUUUUUUUAUUUAAUAUCAAAUUAUUGGAAGAAUCAAUACGACUACUUAACACAAUCAAUAAUAGUGUUUAAUGAAAGUAUUUGCGACUAUUUUAAAGAAUUACUUUCUUUACUAUCCAAGAUGCAUUUUGAUUGGGAUGUUCAUUAUAAUUUGGUUGAAGAUGAGCAUUUACAGAGAGAAAACGCAACUUUAAUAGAUUCAUUUAAUCAUUAUAAUGAAAUCUAUCACAGUUCUUUAUCUAAAGUUGUACUUGAACAUAUUUCUGUAGAUAUCCCUAUAAGAAACAGGAUUUUAAAAUAUUUUCAAGAAAAAUCAAGAACUAAAAAUAAAAAUGAAAGGAAUUCUGCAAAUAAAAUGAUAAAAAUUUUAACAAAUUUUGAGCAAUUAAAUAAUAAUAGUAAUAUUAAAUCGGGGAAAUUAAAGAAAUGGGUGAAAAAAUGCUACUCACUAUUGCCUUCCUUUUAUCAUUUAAUUGAAAAAAUUACAAUUACAAUUAAUAACUAUGAAGCAGAUGAAGUAAUUCUAAAAGAGUUUAUAAUUGAUCUAAUAAAUAAUAUUUGCCCACUAUGUUGCCCAAUUUCUGAAGUUGCAAUAUUAUUUCUAUUAAAAUUAGUAAGUAAUAAUAUAAAAAUUGAAGUUCUUUCAAAAAUAAUAACAGUAAUGCUUGAAAAUGAGUGUUUAUCGAGAAAUAAUUAUCUUAAACAGCACAAAAGCAAAAUAUUUAAAACAUGCAAGCAAGUUAGAAAAAUUAGGCUUUUUUAUUGGCUUAGAAUACUACUACCAGAUAUAGGAAUCAUUCAAGGCGACAAAUCACCAAUAGGUAUUAAUUUUAAAUGUAUAAACAACAAAAAAGUGGUUGAGGUCAUUCUUUUGCUAACUUUUUAUAAAAAAUUGGAAAAAUCUAAUAACAAAAAGAAGUUGAUAAAUUACGAAAAGGUCAUUGAGACACUCAACUUAUCAAAAUAUUCAAUGUUGAUUGUUUUUUCGGAGUUAGUUAGUUCAAUUCCUGACAUAAUAAUAAGAAAUAAGACUAAAUUAAAUUACUUUUCUUCAAGUAUAAUGCAUUUGCUUAGUGAUUUGAAAAUAUUUGAUUCCACAUCUAAAUUGUUAUAUCUUCUAUUUGAUGAAAAUAAAGAAUUAAUUUCAAAUCACUUAGAAUUAUUUAAGCAAUUCUUAAAAAUUGGAAAUGAAGAUGAUUCAUUUGAAGAUGAAUAUUUAACUAAGCCAAAUAAAAACUGUAGAGGAGUUAUUAUUGAGAAUUUUGGAAUAACUCCAUUAUUGAGGGUUGGGACAAGCUGGGAUAAUGAAAACUUAAAAAUCAUUGACCAUAUUAAUUUAUUUAAAAAUGAUAGUUUUACGAAGGAAGAGUCUAAUAGGACAAAUCCCAAUAUAAAAAAUACAAAUCCUGAUAAGGAAACGGUUCAUGAUGUUGACGUAAUUGAUAUAAUUACAUAUGACUGUGGCGAUGUUCAGCCUUUGAAAACAAUAACAUUCAAUAUGGAAUAUAAUUAUUGCACUGGGGAGCAAAAUUGCCCAAUGAAUAUAUGUUUACUAAAUGCAGAAGCGUUUAUGAGGAAAAAUAUUGGUCUAAAGUAA
Cryptosporidium ubiquitum is the source of this 2190-nucleotide messenger RNA. RefSeq lists its product as uncharacterized. The record is from RefSeq and is a predicted model, not a curated record. Gene Ontology annotation, cellular component: Las1 complex; preribosome, large subunit precursor. The transcript has 2 exons. Lineage: Eukaryota; Apicomplexa; Conoidasida; Eucoccidiorida; Cryptosporidiidae. Gene Ontology annotation, biological process: maturation of LSU-rRNA; maturation of 5.8S rRNA. Bases 1 to 2190 code for a protein of 729 amino acids. Gene Ontology annotation, molecular function: endonuclease activity.